UCAGAAAUGCCAAAAUCAUAUACAGGAAGUGUAGCAACGGAUCAAGCACUAGCGGGCUUCACUGGAGGUGCUGUAUCAACGAUAUGUUUGCAUCCUCUAGAUUUGAUCAAAAUACGCUUCCAAGUCAACGCAUCACAGGCAGCACCUCGGAUUGGAGGCACGCUCCGCAGUUUCCAGGAGAUCUUUAGAAGUGAAGGCUUUCGUCAUGGACUCUAUCGUGGACUGACACCCAACUUUGCAGGCGCAACUAUGUCCUGGGGUCUUUAUUUUUAUCUCUAUGCCGGUAUCAAGGGCCAAAUGCCUGUUGAUCCGGAAACCGGCCGACUUGGCCCGGCACAGUACAUGAUAGCAUCGAUGCUUGGAGGUGCGCUCACCGCUGCUGUCACUAAUCCCUUAUGGGUGAUCAAAACAAGGAUGUGUACUACAAAGAAAGCUACCCCUGGAGCAUAUCAAAGUCUUUUGGGUGGUCUUUACAGCUUAGCAAAGGCUGAAGGUCUCAAAGGCAUGUAUCGUGGAAUGAUACCUGCCUUAUUUGGCGUGAGUCACGGUGCGAUCCAAUUCAUGGCAUAUGAGCAACUGAAAGACUGGAGACAAGAAGUUAAAAAGAAAAGGUGGGAGAAACAGUUUCUUGAGGAAGUACGGGGGAAAAGCACAACACCUGUCACAGAUUCUGCACAAGCAACUGCAGAGAUGGGCGGACUCUCUUUGAAUUCAGAGACAUUAGAGAAAUUAAGAAAGUCCAAGCUGUUGGAACAAAGCCAUGAUUGGGAAACACUUUCGACAAUUGAGUACCUUUGUAUGGCGGCCUCCUCCAAGGUCACUGCGACGGUCGUCACAUAUCCUUAUCAAGUGCUUAGAUCGCGGCUACAGAUGAUAAGCAAUCCUCAAAGUGAAGUCGUAUACACUGGAGUCGUUGAUUGUAUCAGAAAGAUCAAAAGAGCGGAAGGACUUCUCGGAUUUUACAAGGGUGUUGCCCCAAAUGUGAUCCGCGUGCUUCCUGGUACAUGCAUAACCUUCCUUGUUUAUGAGACUGUCAGUGCCUGGUGCCGCAAUCAUGCUCGAUAUGGGCUCGACGAGUAAAGGGUAUCUCGGCAGCAUGGCUGAUUUGACUAGCACAAACUUCCCCCGCUCUGUAAUAGCACUUUACUGCAUAUUCUACCUUCAUAUUUGUUCCAUAGAUAGCCUUUGCAUUUCCAUUUUUCUCCUUUCAUACACUCCAUUUCUUUAAAUACAAGUAAAACGAC
This is a messenger RNA of Lobosporangium transversale, 1244 nucleotides long. RefSeq names its product mitochondrial FAD carrier protein. The record is from RefSeq and is a predicted model, not a curated record. Gene Ontology annotation, molecular function: folic acid transmembrane transporter activity; FAD transmembrane transporter activity. The transcript has 4 exons. The coding region runs from base 7 to 1080 and encodes 357 amino acids. NCBI's taxonomy places the organism in Eukaryota, Fungi, Mortierellomycota, Mortierellomycetes, Mortierellales, Mortierellaceae. Gene Ontology annotation, cellular component: mitochondrion. Gene Ontology annotation, biological process: nucleotide transport; folate import into mitochondrion.